Aspergillus uvarum CBS 121591 is the source of this 1010-nucleotide messenger RNA. RefSeq names its product protein transporter TIM23. Gene Ontology annotation, biological process: protein import into mitochondrial matrix. Bases 206 to 823 code for a protein of 205 amino acids. The transcript is spliced from 2 exons. The record is from RefSeq and is a predicted model, not a curated record. NCBI's taxonomy places the organism in Eukaryota, Fungi, Ascomycota, Eurotiomycetes, Eurotiales, Aspergillaceae. Gene Ontology annotation, molecular function: transmembrane protein transporter activity. Gene Ontology annotation, cellular component: mitochondrial inner membrane; TIM23 mitochondrial import inner membrane translocase complex.
GUUCUCCGAGAGACCUUAACAAACCCGCAAGUUCAUUUGAACUGUCAGAAGCUCAGUCCAAGUUCUUCCUCUUCCUCGCGACAAGACCUCCCCUUCUCAGCAAAGCGCCUGCUGGCCAAAAAUUCCCUUUUCCUUUUCUUUUCUCUUCCUCCUUCUCUAUCUCAUUCUCUGUAUUCUUUAUAAUAUAUCCCAUCUCUCUCCAAACAUGUCUAUCUGGGAUUCGCUCAGUGGUCGCAAACAGGACAAGGGUCCCGGUGCCUUCGAUCCUACCAGCGCGCAAGAUGCCACCUCUUUCCUCUCCGAAGUCGCCAUUCCCGAUCCUACUCAGCUCCAUCCCCUUGCUGGCUUGAACCAAGAUACCCUCGACUACAUCUCCCUCGAAGACUCCGCCCUCGACCAGCUCCCCGGUGACCGUUCGGUGCUGCCCUCCCGCGGAUGGUCGGACGAUCUCUGUUACGGAACCGGAACUACCUAUCUUGCUGGUUUGACAAUCGGAGGUGCAUGGGGUCUGGCUGAGGGCCUCAGGAAGACGCCGGUAUCGGCACCCCCGAAGAUCCGCCUCAACGGUGUCCUGAACUCGAUCACGAGAAGAGGUCCCUUCCUCGGUAACUCCGCCGGUGUCGUGGCCAUGGUAUACAACGGCUUCAACUCCGGUCUGGGAUACGCACGUGGCAAGCACGACGCGGCCAACAGCAUUGUCGCUGGUGCUCUGAGUGGAAUGGUCUUCAAGAGUACCCGGGGUCUGAAGCCCAUGCUGAUCUCUGGCGGCAUCGUCGCGGGUAUCGCGGGAUCUUGGGCUGUGGCGCGCAAGGCAUUCCUGUAAAUGUCUCUAAAUCAGUCGAUUCAGUUGUAUUUUAGCACUCGAACUCGAGACGACGACCUUGAUCCGAUCAUGCGUUCGAGAACCCAUAUGAUGUGUAUGGCCUGUUUCACCAAAGCGGGAGAGGUUGAUUUGUUGCUUCACUUCGACAUGUUCACGCUGUAUUAGAACGGUUUUUCUUUUUUUUUUU